AUGUCGGUGGAAUCUUUAAUCCCCCGUCAUGAAGGUCAUGACCAUAGCGGACCUCAUUACGCAAACAUCAAAUACGGCUACAUUGCACUGGCCACAGCCUCCAGUCUACUAUUACUGGCCACUGCACGUACACUUGUGGCCAAAAUUGUUUCUUCAAAAUCAGCAAGCCGAUCAAGACAAGGCCGUCAAAAAAAAUCCGGGUCAAGGUUACUAUUACUAUUACUUGAAGGUCGAGUACCCUUACCUGUGGUAGUUAUGUUUUGGGGGUUUUUCAUGAUUCUUUUCUGUACAGUGGGGCUGCCAGAGUUUACAGCUAAAAAACUGGCAAAACGUGCAGGCCGUAUCACCUACUCAAUGGUACCUGUCAUUCUCUUACUGGCACUAAGAGUCCCAGGGAACUCAGUCAUUAUCACAUCUUACCUCGACACUUUGAGAUUGCACAAGUGGAUUGCCCGUGUGGUAUUGGUAUCAGCUGCUGUACAUGUAGUUAUAUACCUGGCGGUGUAUAUUUCGACGGGACGCACAGACAAGAUUAAAAAAAAGGAUAAUCUGCUUGGGUUGGUUGCAGCGAUUCUGAUGGCAGUUGUUGGGAUCACGUCGCUUAAGCCGGUGCGUCGGCGCGUGUACCGAGUGUUUUAUUUUAUACAUUAUCCUGCAGCAUGGGCUAUUGUUAUAUUAAUUAUUUUCCAUGCAAGGCCUGGAGUUUUGGUUUUAGCAAUUAUGAGUUUAUCUGUUCUUUUCGUGGAAGCGUUAAUUCGUAUUUGGGCCACCAAGGUUGUCAAGGCAGUUUCAGUUACUAGACUCUCACCUACCUUAAGUGUUAUUGUAUUACCACGAAGAGUGCUUCCUAAUGACUUUGCUCCUGCAUCUCAUCUGAGGUUAGGCUUGCAUCCAUAUACCAUUGCAUCGUUGCCGUCAGACCCUGAGGUGCGGUUACUAGUGCGUGAUCUUUCGCAUCCGAUUCUGCCGGAUGGUCCUGCAGCCACAGAAACAUGGCUUGCGGUCAAUGGCCCGUAUAUGCCAUCUGGACGGGCGUCGCAGUUAGUUCGUGAGGCGCGGAAGGCUCUGAUAUUUGCAGGUGGAUCUGGGUUAUCAUUUGCUGCUGGAGUUGCAAGGGCGUUGGAGAUGCGGGGGGCCCAGGUACGGGUUAUUUGGAUGGUUAGACGGCGGGAUGAAAUUACGGCUUUGGGGUUGUUGGAAGUGACGUGUGCAGAGGUUUAUGUAACAAGUAAUGGGGGAGGUAAUAAGAGGACUGGAGGAGGAGAAGAAGAAGAAGAAGAAAGGUCUGAGGAUCCAUUUGAUGAUGAGUUUGAAUUGGAGGAAUUGUUGGAUGAUGAUGAAGAUGAUGAAGAUGUUAACAUGACAGUUGUUGGAUCGACAUUGACGAAUGGAUCAGGAGAAGAAGAGGGUACGCUUGUGAGUGGUGGAGGUCCUAAAGGUGUUAGAAUUCAUAAGGGUCGGCCUGAUUUCCGGUUAGUUGCAAAGGAAUUUUUCCAUUUAGAAGGGGAAGAAGAAGAAGAAGAAAGUGCUGGUGGUGUUGGUGGUGUUGGUGGGUGUUGGGUGUGUGCUUGUGGUCCAGCGGGGCUUGUUUCUCAGGCUAAACGAUGGGCUGGGACAUAUUAUGAUGGGGUUGAGUUUGUAGGAGAAGAAUAUGUAUUAUGA
This is a messenger RNA of Magnusiomyces paraingens, 1662 nucleotides long. RefSeq lists its product as uncharacterized. Bases 1 to 1662 code for a protein of 553 amino acids. NCBI's taxonomy places the organism in Eukaryota, Fungi, Ascomycota, Dipodascomycetes, Dipodascales, Dipodascaceae. The transcript has a single exon. Gene Ontology annotation, cellular component: plasma membrane. The record is from RefSeq and is a predicted model, not a curated record.